AUGGACAAUAUAUUUGUCAUCUUGGAUGGUUCACAAGUAAAGGGGAUUCCUAAGGGACAGUUCCUGCGUCUUCGCCGUAACUGUUCCUCUGGAGUGAAAUGUGACAAACAUGCAGCCCUCAUGACAGAUAGGUUCAUAGCAAGAGGCUACCCGAAGCGAAUUUUAAAAAACGCUUAUACUGUGGCAAGAAAAACAAAUAAAGAAUCCCUCCUAUAUCCAAACGCAAAAGAGAAUUCUAAUUCCAUUAUACUAGUGACUAAGUUUAACUGUCACUGGAAUGGAAUUAAACAAAUUCUCAGAAAUAACUGGAAAAUCUUGAUUAAUGAUGAGAAUGUGGCCAAAGAAGUAGGGCACUUCCCAUCAUUAACGGCAAAAAGAGCCUCUAAUUUAAGAGACAAACUUGUGCAGAGCAGGUUUAUAACUCCACAAAAAAACUGGCUCUCUAGCCAAAAGCUGGUAGGAAAUUUUCCCUGCAAAAAAUGUGUGGCAUGUAAAUUUAUGCUAAAAUCAAAAAUAUUCUCAGCUUGUACAGAAAAAGUUUAUAAACUGAAAUAUUUCUUUAAUUGUAAUACUGAAGGAGUGGUUUACUUGCUAAACUGUAACUGUCCAAUUUUUUACGUUGGAAAAACCAAGAGAUUGUUAAAAGACAGAAUCCUUGAGCACAGUGACGACAUCAAGAACAAGGUGCAGAAUAGCAGUGUGGCAAGACACUUUGAGAUCUUCCACAAUAGUAGCCCAGACUGCAUGAGAGAGUUAGGCAUUGACAAGGGCAUAACCAAUGGUAGAGGGGGAGAUAAUGAUAAGGUUCUCCUACAGAAGGAAUUGACAACACUAGGCAUGGAUUUAAACGCCACUCAAGUGACAACACCAGACAUGGAUUUAAACACCAAUCAAAUGACAACACCAGACAUGGAUUUAAACACCAAUCAAGUGACAACAACUCCAGAUACGGAUUUAAACACCAAUGAAAUGACAACACCAGACACGGAUUUAAACACCAAUCAAGAUGUACCAGAUGUAUAUACCACUGUUAUAAGAGCCAAUCAAGAAAGUAAGAAGCUUUUACGUCAAGGCGAUAUAGCUUACAAGAUCGGACGCAAUGCUCUGAACUGCCGAGACUGCCUGUGGCCCAAAUCCAAUAGCGGCAUUGUGAAUGUGCCAUACGUUUUAUCACCUGAUUACGAUGUCAAUGAAGUAUCUGUAAUCACUGCAGCUAUGGAAGAAUUUAAGACCCUGACAUGUGUGAAGUUUAUUCCUCAAACUGUAGAAACAGACUAUCUGGAUAUUAAGCAAGAUUCUGGUUGUUGGUCCUACAUUGGAAUGACUCAUGGAGCUCAGACCGUAUCUGUGAUGAAGGAUGGAUGCAUUAGUCAUGGACCUGUCCAGCACGAAUUGAACCACGCUUUGGGAUUUUUUCACGAGCAGUGCAGAAGUGACAGAGAUGACUAUGUCACCAUUAUUACGGAAAAUAUUUUACCAGAUAAGAUGUACAACUUCAAUAAGGAGAACACAAAUAACCUUGGUGUUCAAUAUGACUAUUCAUCACUAAUGCAUUAUCCACGCUACGCAUUUGGUAACCCAUCAGGCAUAGAUACUAUAGUACCAAAACCUGACCCAAACGUUCCUCUUGGCCAGUCUUAUGGAUUAAGCAAUUUGGAUGUUCUUAAAAUUAAUCGUCUAUAUGAGUGCGAUAUCUGUAGCAGUUUGCUCACUUCCCCCACUGGAACAGUGACUUCAGCAAACUAUCCAUCUGCAUAUCUAAAUAAUGCUAAUUGCUUAUGGCUUAUCCGCAUCCCAGAUAAUAAGGUUUUCCUGACAUUUGAAGCAUUUGAUAUCCAGCCCUCCACAAACUGCAUGUCAGACUAUGUUAAAGUAUAUGAUGGAGCCAGCAAAACAUCUCCAGUUCUCCUUGAUAAAACCUGUGGUUCCGGAAUGUUGCCCUCAUUUAUAGCAUCCAGUAAUUCAAUGCUUCUGGAAUUUGUUAGUGAUGGAGCCGUUACUGCAACUGGAUUUAAAGCUUCAUACACUGGAGUUUACUGUGGUGCCACAAUUAAUUCCGCACCUGGGGUUAUAACAUCACCGGGAUACCCCAAUCUAUAUCCACCUUCUGUUGACUGUUUCUGGAUUAUAACUGCUCCCCCACAGAAAAUGGUUUCAAUUAAUUUUAAUGUCUUUAACCUGGAGGUAAAUACUUACUGCUUAUACGACUAUGUCCGUAUCUAUGAUGGAAAAACAACGUCCUCUCCACUUCUUGGAACAUUCUGUGGCAGUAAUUCUUUCAACACUAUGUCAUUUAGUGCCUCUAUGCUAAUACAGUUCCACAGUGACGGUAAAACUCAGUCUACCGGAUUUCAGGCUUCAUAUAGGUUUAUUAAAUGUAUGUAA
Bombina bombina (fire-bellied toad) is the source of this 2385-nucleotide messenger RNA. Its product is annotated as embryonic protein UVS.2-like. Lineage: Eukaryota; Metazoa; Chordata; Amphibia; Anura; Bombinatoridae. Bases 1 to 2385 code for a protein of 794 amino acids. The transcript has 17 exons. Gene Ontology annotation, molecular function: zinc ion binding; metalloendopeptidase activity. The record is from RefSeq and is a predicted model, not a curated record. Gene Ontology annotation, biological process: proteolysis.